This is a messenger RNA of Tachyglossus aculeatus (Australian echidna), 1609 nucleotides long. It is a transcript of the gene DELE1, whose product is annotated as DAP3 binding cell death enhancer 1. The coding region runs from base 44 to 1522 and encodes 492 amino acids. Gene Ontology annotation, molecular function: protein binding. The transcript has 12 exons. The record is from RefSeq and is a predicted model, not a curated record. Lineage: Eukaryota; Metazoa; Chordata; Mammalia; Monotremata; Tachyglossidae.
CGGGCGUUACUGCGGCUGCGCGGUGCCCCAAGCAGGGGGAAUCAUGUGGCGCCUUCCAGGGCUGCUGGGUCGAGCCUUCCGCUGUCUCCCCGAGCCGGGCCUUAGAGAAGCGACCACCCGGCUGCCCAGCCAAGAUGAGCCCGCUUCUGUUUCCAGCCCAAGGCCCGGCCCAGCACGGCGGGAGCUGCGCCGGCCCCCAGAUCGGGGCUGGACGUGCCGGUGGUUGUCCAGUUGUCACCUGCCGCCUACGGCGUGGGAUGCUCUUUCUUGGGGAGCCCUGGCUGUGCUGGCGCUGCAGCUGGCCAGGCAGGUCCAGUUCCGGGCCCGGUCGCCCGAGUCCGAGGGCACUGAGUCGGAUGGCCAGAGGGCCCAUCUGUCCUGUGCCCGCCCCCCAGCCCGCCGGCUGCUGCAGGAUUUUGCGCUGAGGAGAAAUGUGCUGCCCGAGGCCCGGGUCCUGCGCCCGUCCCCAACCAGUGCCCAGGGCUCCGGGGCGGAGCCACCCCUGGACCCUCCGGAAAGCGGCCACUCUCGGACUGCAGAGCCUCAAGGGCCACGGGGAGAAGAUCCCGGCGUUGGCUCCUUCCUGGACGUUGACCCCGGCUCAGGUCUUGAGGCUGGGGUGGACCAGGGCCGGGUACCAGAUUCAGGGCAGGAGAGGGCAGGGCCCGAGGGCUCCCUGGAAGAAGCUGCCAUGUCUCUACAGAAGCUGUUCCAGCUCAGCAUUGCCUUGGUGCUCAACGUCUUGGGGACGGAGAGCAUGAGGCAGGGCCGCUGCGGGUCCGCCUUCUCCUGCUUCCGCCAGGCCGCGGCCCGCGGAUACGCCAAGGCGCAGUACAACGCCGGGCUGUGCUUGGAGCUCGGGCGGGGCACCGGCCGGGAUCUGUCGCAGGCCCUCCUAUACUACCAGCGCGCUGCCAACCGGGGGCACCUCCUGGCCCAGUACCGCUAUGCCCGCUGCCUGCUGCAGGAACCGGCCGCGGCCGCAGAGACCGGGCUCCAAGAGGCAGCGUCCACGCUGGAACGCCUGGCUGAAGCAGGCCUGACGGAGGCCCAAGCUUUCUUAGGGGUGUGGCUGAUCCUGGGGCCGGACCGCAAUGAGCGGAGAGCCGUCCACUUCUUCCGCCUGGCAGCUGCCAAUGGGGACCCCCAGAGCCAGUACCACCUGGGUGUGUGUCACGAGCGGGGCCUUGGGGUCCAGCAGGACGUGGGUGCGGCAGUGCGCUGUUACCAGCAGGCAGCCGCUCAGGGCAGCCAACAGGCCCGAGAGAGACUGAGCCUCCUCCUUCCGGCCCCCGGAACCGGCACGGCCUCCGUGGGACGGAGAUGCUUUUCCAGCCCCUCCCUCCGCCUGCUGGACCCCAGGCCUGCCUCCGGCCCCUUCCUUCCUGCCCAGCUUCCCCAUUCCUGGAGCACCGGUAGCCUGGGGCUCCCCUGCGGGGCCGGGGACUCGGCCGGAGCGGGGACCCUGGCAUUUGGCCAUCAGGUCCACGAGGGGCUCUUGGUGCGCCUGGGGUUUGGGUAGGCCAGGGCAGCCCAAACCUGGGGAUCUGGACGAAGCAACCCCUCCGCGGGGUCCUCUGGACCACCCCGGGCUGCGGGGUGGAUGGUG